AUGUGAUUUCCCAUAAAUGAAUAUAUACCUCACCACGCUUCCACAAACUUCCUCUCAUUCUCACUCCAUCUGUACCCACCACCAACCCUAACAAUGGCGGAACAACAAGAACAACUGAUUCUUCUGGAUUUCUGGGCCAGCAUGUUCGGCAUGAGGGUCAGAAUAGCUUUAGCCGAAAAGGGUAUUCCGUACGAGUACAGAGAAGAAGAUUUGAGGAACAAAAGCCAGCUGCUUUUAGACAUGAACCCGGUUCACAAGAAAAUCCCGGUUCUCAUCCACAACGGCAAACCCAUCUGUGAGUCUAGCAUCAUUGUUCAAUACAUCGAUGAAGUUUGGAGCCAUAAAGCUCCAUUGUUCCCCUCUGAUCCUCUCCACAAAGCCCGUGCCAGGUUUUGGGCCGAUUUUAUCGACAAAAAGCUAUACCAAACUGGGAGAAAUUUGUACACAGCAAAAGGGGAAGAACAUGAAGCAUCAAGGAAUGAGUUCCUAGAAUGCCUUAAAUUGCUUGAAGGUGAGCUUGGGGACAAGCCUUACUUUGGAGGUGAAACUUUUGGGUACGUUGAUGUAUCUUUGAUCCCAUUUUAUUCAUGGUUUCAAGCCUAUGAAACCUUUGGGAACUUCAACUUCGAGCACGAGUAUCCAAAGUUGUUCGCGUGGGUCAAACGGUGCAUACAGAACAAAGAGAGCGUGUCCAAGACUCUUCCAGAGUCGCCAAAAGUCUUUGCCUUUGUUCAGCAUUUGAGGAAGAGGUUCGGAAUCGAAGACUAGAAGUUGGGAGCAUUUGGACAGAAAGACACUUGGAUGUGUAUUUCUGUAAAUAAAGGUUGUUGCACUUGCAAAUUACAAUCAUGUUUGUUGUGUUUUCAGUGUGUGUGUUUUUAGACAUUCUAUGGGUUUAAUAUUUGAUGUUUUUGAUUGGAGAUUUUUAGUACUUAUGGGUUUUUCAUAUCA
Messenger RNA from Helianthus annuus (common sunflower), 951 nucleotides. RefSeq names its product probable glutathione S-transferase. Gene Ontology annotation, cellular component: cytoplasm. The record is from RefSeq and is a predicted model, not a curated record. The coding region runs from base 94 to 768 and encodes 224 amino acids. NCBI's taxonomy places the organism in Eukaryota, Viridiplantae, Streptophyta, Magnoliopsida, Asterales, Asteraceae. Gene Ontology annotation, biological process: glutathione metabolic process. The transcript has 2 exons. Gene Ontology annotation, molecular function: glutathione transferase activity.